AUGGCUGUGGCUAGACCCAAUCUUCCUAUGCCAGAACCACCAUGCCCAGAAGACAACAGCCACGAAAGUGGUAGCCAAGAACAUCAUAGUCAUGAAAGUGGCAGUCAUGAACAUCAUAGCCAUGAAAGUGGCAGUCAUGAACAUCAUAGUCAUGAAAGUGGCAGUCAUGAACACAGCAUGGAAGUUCCUGAUGUACCUUGUAUGCCUGAACCUCCAGUAGUUGAGCCUCCAUGCUUGCCAGAACCACCAGUACCAGACUCUGUUCUUGAUGACAUUGAUAAUGAUGUUGUCACUGUAACUACUUACGAAUAUUCUGUACAUGAAAGUUAUGAAAUUGACGAUGGUGGUCAUGAAGUAGUAUCUGAAAGCAGUGCACACGAAAGCCAUGAUAUCAUUUCAAGUGGUCAAAGUGGCGGAAGUCAUGAUCAUUUAAGCCACAGUCAUGAAAGUCUUGGUCAGGAAAGCCACAGUCAUAGUAGUCACGAACAUGGAAGCCAAGAAGUUGAUGUUGGCGGUCACGGAAAUAAUGGCCAUCAUCAUGGAAGUCACGAGCAUGGAAGCCAUGAAGUCAACGGUGGCGGUCACGGAAAUAAUGGACAUGGUCAUGGAAGCCACGAAGUGAACGGUGGCGGUCACGGAAAUAAUGGUCAUGGUCAUGGAAGUCACGAACAUGGAAGCCAUGAAGUCAACGGUGGCGGUCACGGAAAUAAUGGACAUGGUCAUGGAAGCCACGAAGUGAACGGUGGCGGUCACGGAAAUAAUGGUCAUGGUCAUGGAAGUCACGAACAUGGAAGCCAUGAAGUCAACGGUGGCGGUCACGGAAAUAAUGGACAUGGUCAUGUAAGCCACGAAGUGAACGGUGGCGGUCACGGAAAUAAUGGUCAUGGUCAUGGAAGCUACAAACAUGGGAGCCAUGAAGUGAAUGGUGGCGGUCACGGAAAUAAUGGUCAUGGUCAUGGAAGCCACGAAGUGAACGGUAGCGUCACGGAAAUAACGGUCAUGGUCAUGGAAGCCACGAACAUGGAAGCCACGAACCAUGAAGUCAAUGGUGGCGGUCACGGAAAUAAUGGUCAUGGUCAUGGAAGUCACAAACAUGGAAGCCAUGAAGUGAACGGUGGCGGUCACGGAAAUAAUGGUCAUGGUCAUGGAAGUCACGAACAUGGAAGCCACGAAGUGAAUGGCGGCGGUCACGGAAAUAAUGGUCAUGGACAUGGAAGUCACGAACAUGGAAGCCAUGAAGUCAAUGGUGGCGGUCACGGAAUUAAUGGUCAUGGUCAUGGAAGUCACGAACAUGGAAGCCACGAAGUGAAUGGCGGCGGUCACGGAAAUAAUGGUCAUGGACAUGGAAGUCACGAACAUGGAAGCCAUGAAGUCAAUGGUGGCGGUCACGGAAAUAAUGGUCAUGGUCAUGGAAGUCACGAACAUGGAAGCCACGAAGUGAAUGGCGGCGGUCACGGAAAUAAUGGUCAUGGACAUGGAAGUCACGAACAUGGAAGCCACGAAGUGAAUGGCGGCGGUCACGGAAAUAAUGGUCAUGGACAUGGAAGUCACGAACAUGGAAGCCAUGAAGUGAACAGGGCGGUCACGGAAAUAGUGGUCAUGGUCAUGGAAGUCACGAACAUGGAAGCCAUGAAUCAUGAACAUGGAAGCCAUGAAGUCAAUGGUGGCGGUCACGGAAAUAACGGUCAUGAACAUGGAAGUCACGAACAUGGAAGCCACGAAGUGAAUGGCGGCGGUCACGGAAAUAAUGGUCAUGGACAUGGAAGUCACGAACAUGGAAGCCACGAAGUGAAUAUUGGCGGUCACGGGGAUAAUGGUCAUGGUCAUGGAAGUCACGAACAUGGAAGCCAUGAAGUGAGCGUGACGGUCACGGAAAUAAUGGUCAUGGUCAUGGAAGUCACGGACAUGGAAGCCAUGAAUCACGGACAUGGAAGCCAUAAAGUGAACGGUGGCGGUCACGGAAAUAAUGGUCAUGGUCAUGGAAGUCACGAACAUGGAAGCCAUGAAGUCAACGGUGGCAAUCACGGAAAUAAUGGUCAUGGUCAUGAAAGCCACGAACAUGGAAGCCAUGAAGUAAACGUUGGCGGUCACGGAAAUAAUGGCCAUGGGCAUGGAAGUCACGAACAUGAAACCUUGAAGUCAAUAGCGGCGGUCACGGAAAUAAUGGUCAUAGCCAUGGAAGUCACAAACAUGGAAGCCACGAAUUAUGAAUUAGAUGUUCAAGAACACGACAACAAGAAUGUGAACAUACAUAUGAAUGAUAAUAAUCAGAAAAAUAUGCAUGUCACUGAUAGUGACAUCUCAAGUGUAGAUAUUCACAAAACUGCUAGUGAAGGAAAAGAAAGCUCAAAUGUUUAUGAAAGCGACAGUUCCAGUUUAAAUGUUCAUGAAAGCGAAAGCUCAAGUGUUCAGCAAAGUGACAGUUCCACUCUAGGUGUACGGAUAAGCGAUAGCUCGAAUGUUUACGAAAGUGAAAGCUCAAGUUCAGAUGUUCAGGAAAACGAAAAAUCAGUCUACGAAAGUGAUAGCUCUAGAUUAUAUGCUAAGGAAGACGAAAGCUCAAAUGUUCACGAAAGUGAUAGCUCCAGCAUAGAUGUUCAAGACACCGUAAGCUCUAAUAUUCACGAAAAUGAAAGUUCUAGUUUAAAUAUUGAAGACAGCGAAAGUUUAGUUCAAGAGAGCGAUAGCUCCAAUUUAGGUGUUCCGAAAAGCGAGAGCUCAAAUGUUCACAAGAGUGAGAGCUCUAGUUUAAAUAUUCAGGAAAGCGAAGGGUCACCUAUUCAUGAAAGUGAUAGUUCUAGUUCAGAUAUUCAGGAAAGCUCUAAUGUCCACGAAAGUGAAAGCUCCAGUUUAAAUGUUCAGGAGCACGAAAGCUCUAGCUCAAAUGUUUAUAAAAGUGAGAGCUCCAGUUCAACUGUUCACAAAAGUGAAAGCUCAAGUUCGAAUAUUUAUGAACAUUCAAGUUAUGACAAAUCUAGUUACGAUCAUUCUAGCUAUGAUCAUGAAAGUUAUGAAGUAGAUUUUGAUGACUUAGACUCAGACAUCACCGGAAAUUUCGGUAUGCCAAUGCCUGAACCACCAUGUAUGCCAGAAAUGCCAGAAAUACCAGAACUGCCAGAACCACGUCUUCCUGAAAUGCCAGAACUCCCAGAACCAUGUCUACCUGAAAUGCCUGAGCUUCCUGAACUUCCAGAACCAUGCAUGCCAGAAAUUCCAGAACUUCCUGAACCAUGUCUACCAGAAGUCCCAGAACUUCCUGAACCAUGCAUGCCAGAAGUCCCAGAACUUCCCGAACCAUGUCUUCCUGAAGUCCCAGAACUUCCUGAACCAUGUCUACCUGAAGUUCCAGAAGUUCCUGAACUUCCAUGUCCUCCAGAAGUUCCUGAAUUACCUGAGCCAUGUGUACCAGAAGUUCCAGAAUUACCUGAACCAUGUGUACCAGAAGUUCCAGAAUUACCUGAGCCAUGUGUACCAGAAGUCCCAGAAGUUCCAGAAAUCCCAUGCCCAGAGCCUGUUCCAGAAUUGCCUUGUCCUUAA
Ctenocephalides felis (cat flea) is the source of this 3537-nucleotide messenger RNA. RefSeq names its product hornerin-like. The coding region runs from base 1 to 3537 and encodes 1178 amino acids. NCBI's taxonomy places the organism in Eukaryota, Metazoa, Arthropoda, Insecta, Siphonaptera, Pulicidae. The record is from RefSeq and is a predicted model, not a curated record. The transcript has 8 exons.